Molecule: messenger RNA, 1478 nt
Organism: Gossypium raimondii (Peruvian cotton)
Lineage: Eukaryota; Viridiplantae; Streptophyta; Magnoliopsida; Malvales; Malvaceae
Exons: 8
Coding region: 152-1093 (313 amino acids)
Cellular component (GO): chloroplast
Molecular function (GO): phosphatase activity
Source: RefSeq, a predicted model, not a curated record
UUAAGCAACAAAAUGCAAAAAAUAUAUAGUUUGAGGAAAAAUCAGCCUCUAAAAGAAUUGAUAAAAGAUCGAAAUUUAUUCACCUCCGAGUGCAAGCCGUAGGGCAAACGAGUAAAAAAAAUCGAAAACAAAAGAAAGAAACAAGAGGAAGAUGAUGGCGAAAUGCUCUGUUGCUCCUUCCGUUGAACCUAUGUUUCAGACCUUCAAUGGCCUUCAACACCUUGCCGAAACGCGUCGUUUCAAGGCUUGGUUCUUGGAUCAAUUUGGUGUCCUUCAUGAUGGCAAGCAACCUUACCCAGGCGCGAUUUCAACAUUGGAAAAGCUGGCAACAACUGGUGCCAAGAUGGUGAUCAUAAGUAAUUCUUCAAGACGUGCAUCAACAACAAUAGAGAAAUUGAAGAACCUAGGCUUUGAUCCUUCUCUCUUUGUGGGAGCCAUCACUAGCGGAGAAUUAACACAUCAGUACUUGCAAAGGAGGGACAAUGCUUGGUUUGCUGCUCUCGGAAGGUCUUGCAUUCAUAUGACCUGGAGUGACAGGGGUGCUAUAUCUCUUGAGGGUUUGGGCUUACAAGUUAUUGAGAAUGCUGAAGAAGCUGAUUUUAUCUUAGCCCAUGGCACCGAAGCCUUGGGGCUUCCUUCAGGUUUGGUACGUCCUAUGAGUCUUGACGGUCUUGAGAAAAUAUUAGAGCAUUGUGCAGCUAAAAAGAUUCCAAUGGUGGUAGCUAAUCCGGACUUUGUGACUGUUGAAGCUAGAGCUUUGAGUAUUAUGCCUGGUACCUUGGCAGCCAAAUAUGAGAAGCUUGGUGGUGAAGUGAAAUGGAUGGGGAAACCAGAUAAGAUAAUAUAUGAAUCAGCCAUGGCCAUGGUUGGUGUGGAAGCUUCUGAUUCUAUUGCUGUAGGUGACUCUCUUCAUCAUGACAUUAAGGGUGCAAAUGCCGCUGGAAUCCAGUCAGCAUUUACCACUGGAGGGAUCCAUGCAACUGAACUUGGACUGGAUAGUUUUGGACAAGUUGCAGAUAUAUCCUCUGUAAAGGCCCUUGCGGCCAAAUAUGAUGCAUAUCCAACAUACGUCCUUCCAGCAUUUGCAUGGUAGAACUUAUUCCUGAUCUUCAAGAAAGGAAUUGCUUUCCCAAUCAGUAAUUGGAGGGGGGAAGAGCAGAACUUAGAGUAACACUGUGGAAAACUCAAUGGCGUUGAGACUUUUGCCUAAAUGCAAAUUUAGUUGGUAAACCGGUGGUUCGCCCAUCUAAACCCAGCACAAGCAGAAAAUAUAGAGUACAAAAAAAAAUUAUAUCAAUUACUAAAGAUCAGGUAAGAGUACUGUAUCAUUAAGAAUUGUGCUAUCAUCAUGUUAUCUCUGUUGCAUACACUCUUAAAUGCUUGUCAUUAGCAAAUUGUUCAUUUAAAACCCAUAAGAAGUUUGUAAGUGGCACAGCUCUUAUAUGGUGGUAUCUGGGUUACUAUACCAGUUUUUAAAA